CAAGCUUUCCCGUGACAACCUCAAGCCUCAUCAACUUCACUUCUCGCUCCCCAACUUCUACUCCACUACCUCCUGACCAGCUUCCAAUCUCCCAGAAUUAACAGGUUCUUGGGAAUUGAAUUCGGAUCUGGAUCGCUCACCCUCGCGCUAUCUUCUCAGUCUCCUGUUUACCCGUUCAGAGGCAGACAAUAUGGUCGCGGACGCUUUGAUUUAUCAUCCGACAGUGUCGCACUACUUGAAAUAUGUCGCGACGACUGUGGGUCGCGACAAGGUGCUCCGAACGCUCCAAUACUUCUCGCGCUUCCUGGCCUGGUACCUAUACCGAACCAACCACCCCCAGUCCACCAUCUCACCCUUCGAAACCACAAAGAAGCAAUUCGGGUUAACCCGAAAGCUCAUGCGCGUGGGAAAGUUCAUCGAGCAUUUUAAGGCCGCAGCCGUGGCGAGUGACGCGAAGAGUAUGGAUCCUGUGUUGAGGUAUUUGGCGGUGGGCAGGCAGCUAGGGUAUGCGGGGUAUAUGUUGCUGGAUAAUGCUACUGUGCUGGACGCAACAUCCAUCCACAAAUUCGCCUCCUCCCGCUCCCAGCUCCUCUUAACCCAAGCCUACCGCGCCUGGUUCGCGGGCAUCACCUGCUCGAUCCUCUCCUCGCUGUACUCCCUCUACAAGCUGAACUCUCGCGCUACUCAAAUAAACGAGAAGAACGGCGAGGGCGUCGUCGAGCGCAAAAAACUCGAACGGGAGACCAAUGCUGUGAGGAUCCAGCUUGUGAGCGAUCUUUGUGACAUCACGAUUCCGAGUGCGGCGUUGGGGUGGGUUGGGUUUGAUGAUGGGUUCGUAGGUCUGGCAGGAACUUUGAGUUCGGCUUUGGGGGUUUGGACGCAGUGGAAGAAGACGGCUUAGGCUGGGUUGAGGGGGAUGAGGGGACAGUCUGGGCGGGGUGUGGAUGCGGGAAUGGACGAGAAGAUGGGGUCGAGCGAUGAGGAUCAAAAUCUGAG
Lindgomyces ingoldianus is the source of this 996-nucleotide messenger RNA. RefSeq names its product peroxisomal biogenesis factor 11. Gene Ontology annotation, biological process: peroxisome fission; regulation of peroxisome size. The record is from RefSeq and is a predicted model, not a curated record. The transcript is spliced from 3 exons. Lineage: Eukaryota; Fungi; Ascomycota; Dothideomycetes; Pleosporales; Lindgomycetaceae. Bases 191 to 901 code for a protein of 236 amino acids. Gene Ontology annotation, cellular component: peroxisomal membrane.